Messenger RNA from Onychostoma macrolepis, 2792 nucleotides. RefSeq names its product G protein signaling modulator 2, like (gene gpsm2l). The record is from RefSeq and is a predicted model, not a curated record. NCBI's taxonomy places the organism in Eukaryota, Metazoa, Chordata, Actinopteri, Cypriniformes, Cyprinidae. Bases 231 to 2198 code for a protein of 655 amino acids. The transcript is spliced from 14 exons. Gene Ontology annotation, molecular function: protein binding; GTPase regulator activity.
GGCGUGGCGUUUACAAACUCCCGUGUAAUGAUUGGCGUGCCAAAGUAAAAGACGUUUUCUUUUACCGAAAAAAAAAGAAAGAAGUUAGGAAAGGAAAGUGCCUUGAGAAAACAUGGCGGAGUAAGAGAAAGAAACUUUACCGAUGCUUCUUCAAAAAGCGAGAAACUCUCCCACCACAGGACAUGUAGCGCGAUUACACACUUUAAAGCUGUUCAAAUCUGAAAGUGAGGAUGGAGGCCUCGUGUCUGGAACUGGCUCUGGAAGGUGAGCGUCUGUGUAAAGUGGGAGAUUACCAUGUGGGUGUCUCCUUUUUUGAGUCAGCCAUCCAGGUGGGCACAGAAGACCUGCAGAUUUUGAGCGCUAUCUACAGUCAGCUGGGCAAUGCCUACUUUCACCUGCACGACUACAACAAGGCGCUGGAAUACCAUCGGCAUGACCUCACGCUCACCAGAACUAUCGGAGAUCAGCUGGGGGAAGCUAAAGCCAGUGGUAACCUUGGAAACACAUUGAAGGUUUUGGGUCGCUAUGAUGAAGCAGCAGUUUGUUGCCAAAGACAUCUGGACAUUUCCAGGAUGCUCCAUGAUAAGGUGGGGCAGGCCCGAGCGCUGUAUAAUUAUGGGAAUGUGUACCACGCCAAGGGGAAGAACAUAUGCUGGAGCGGUAUGGACCCUGGAGACUUUCCCGAGGAGGCACGCAUCGCUCUGAAGAAAGCAACAGAGUACUACGAAGCGAAUCUGGCCAUUGUGAAAGAGUUGGGGGACAGAGCGGCACAGGGCAGGACCUACGGUAACCUUGGCAACUCGCACUAUUUGCUCGGAAACUUCCAGGAUGCUGUUCUGGCUCACGAACAGCGUCUCCUUAUUGCAAAGGAGUUUGGAGACAGAGCUGCAGAGCGGAGAGCAUAUUGCAACCUUGGAAAUGCAUACAUAUUUCUUGGACAAUUUGAAGUUGCAGCUGAACAUUACAAGCGGACGCUGCAGUUGUCGCGGCAGCUGAAGGACAGGGCCGUGGAGGCUCAGGCCUGCUACAGUCUGGGCAACACCUACACGCUGCUGCAGGACUAUGAGAGAGCCAUAGACUAUCACCUCAAACAUCUCAUCAUUGCUCAAGACCUCAAGGACAGGAUUGGAGAAGGGAGAGCGUGCUGGAGUUUAGGGAACGCCUACACCGCACUGGGAAACCACGAGCAGGCCAUGAGCUUCGCUGAAAAACAUCUGGAGAUCUCCAAAGAGAUUGGAGACCGUGGUGGGGAGCUGACGGCUCGAAUGAACGUAUCUGAUCUGCAGUUAGUUUUGGGUCUGAAGCAGAACAAUUCAAACACUAACAGCUCUGCCUUCAUCGAGAGUCCGCCCGGUGACAGCAGUCUGCCUGAUGGAAGAUCCAGAGGAAGCAGGAGACACAGCAUGGAGAACAUGGAGCUCAUGAAACUCAGCUCUGACAAAAAUAUGGACCAGGCCUGUGAGGAGUCUACAACCCCUCAGCAAACCAAAUCGCCAACCAAAUCAUCCAUAGCCAAGACAUCUUCUAAACUUUUCUUCAUCAAUCGCUUCAGGAGCAAAAAACACAGGCUGAAUGGGUCAAACUCCAGUCCGCCUGCUGAGAACCACAGCAGCAGCAGCAGCAGCCCACCUUCAGUCCGUCUGGACAAACAGUACGUCCCAGACACUCUGGGUGACGACGGCUUUUUUGAUCUUCUGAGCCGUUUUCAAGGCAACCGCCUGGAUGACCAAAGGUGCUCGUUACAGGACGGCCCAAGCCGUGUUCCCUGUGAAACCCCACCUGUAGCCUUGAAGAAACCUAUUUCCACGCCUGGAGCGGAGGCCUCGGCACAGCCUGGCCAUUUAUUAGACCUGCUGGCCAGCUCACAGAGCCGUCGGCUGGAUGAGCAGCGGGCCAGUGUGGACGGUCUCCCGGGUCUCCGGCUAGACCAGUGCCACAGCCAGGAUGUUCUCAGCAAACUCAUGGCCUCGGCUGAUAACAAAGAAGCAGAUGAAGACUUCUUCGACAUGCUGAUUAAGUGCCAGGGAUCCAGACUAGAUGAUCAGAGAUGUGCUCCUCCACCUCCUCCCACCAGAGGCCCUACAGUCCCAGACGAAGACUUCUUCAGCCUCAUCCUUCGCUCCCAAGCCAAACGGAUAGAUGAGCAGAGAGUCAUCUUACCGUCAGACACAAGACCCCUUCAGAACAAUCCUGACUGACAUGUUCUUUAUGAAGCCAGAAUACUAUUUUAGGACCUUGCAACCUCACUGAAGUCUUACUCAUGAAUCAUUGCCUUGUUGAAAAUUAGAGCCUACAAGAUGAUUUCUCUUCUCACUUAACAAGAUUUUUGAAGGAGGAGAUGCGUGAAGUUCUUUUAUUCUCGCUACUACCAUGAUCUGAACUGGAUUCAGACGUUUCUGUGCAGAAUAUAUGCUUAUAUUCAGACCAAGACCGUACUCUCUUUCUCAGGGAUUCAGUACAACACACUGAAUGCAUUUAAUUUACCUGGAUAACUGGAUGGACUUAACCAGCAGUAGAUUAUGUCAGACCAUUUUAUAUAUAUUUUUAAGACUAAACAUAGUAUCAGUUUUGUUUUGAUUCUUUCUUUGACUUGAAAUGUUUUAUGUUAUCUUUUAAUACCAGCGAAGCAAUGCUCUAUAUUAAUAUUUUGAGGUUUUAGAAACGAGCAGUCUGCAAAAGUUUGGAUUUAUGUAAAUAUAAAAUUCUAUGUUCUGGAAAGUAUAUAAGACAAGAAUGUAUUACUAAAUUUAAAUGACAAGAGGGGAAUAAAGCCUCAUUUUAAUAGAUCCUGC